Molecule: messenger RNA, 873 nt
Organism: Anopheles nili
Lineage: Eukaryota; Metazoa; Arthropoda; Insecta; Diptera; Culicidae
Exons: 2
Coding region: 13-873 (286 amino acids)
Molecular function (GO): acyltransferase activity, transferring groups other than amino-acyl groups
Source: RefSeq, a predicted model, not a curated record
UCACCAACUGCCAUGGAAGACGAUCGUCUUGUGGAAAUUCCUCGUUGCGAUUGGGAAGAGUGGCGUGACCUGUAUAAGCGAGACUGGCCGCGCCAUGAAAUCGCGUAUAAUACGGUGCAAAACUACAUCAACUGGUCGAAGUAUGAUCGCAAGAUCAAGGAUUUGGUACUGUACAGUCUCAAUGGGAAUUGGCGUGAAGAUGGAACCUAUAUUAUAAUAGAUCGUAUCGAUUUGUACAUGCACACGCUGGAUGAGUCUUCGGAUAGCUUACGCCGGGCACUGGAGCUGGUAGAUUGGGACUACUAUUAUGUGGCCGUAAUGUGCGAGCACGAAAAGCUCUUGUUUGCAACGUUCAAAAAGCUCAACGUGCGUGUAUUUAUCGCUCGUCCAAAUACGAUCUACUUCCUCGCGAAAGAGGAUGCUUUGCGGCUGGAUGUGGCCAUUCCACAGGGUCUCAAGGUGGACUCGCUUCAACCUCACCAUGCGAAAAUUAUAAACGAUCUUUGGCCACACCGUGAAGUGGGUUCGGAGUUUGCUUUGGAGCGUUUGAUUCGCUGGAACGCUUCGCUAGGGUUGUUCGAUGAACGAGGAAACCUACUGGGAUGGUGUUUACUCACGCAAAUGGGCGUCAUGGGCUCGCUGGGAGUCAUAGAGAGACGCAAAGGAUACGGAAAAAUUGUGGUGAAAGCGUUUGCGAAAAAGCUGGCAGCCAUGGGCAUUAACCUUUACGCUAGUAUCUUGGUGGAAAAUGAGCCUUCGAGGGCACUGUUCGAAAGUGUUGGGUUUAAAGCGAUUAAAGACGUGAAUUGGGUACGAAACUGCGAACGAAAACUAGUCGAAUGGAGCUGUGGUGAAAAGAGAGAAUUCAACUGA